AUGUUUUCUAGAAUUUUUAAGUAAAAUUAUUUGACAAAGAUUGCUUUAUUUUCAACAGCCUCUUUAAUAUAUUGGGGAAGUAGAAAGAAUAAAAACGAGGAAAUAUUUUAAAUUUUACACAAAUAGACAUAAAAUUAGAUUGUAAAAUUCUUUCUAAAUGGGAGAAUAAUUGGUUAGGGAGCAGUGCUGAAAAAUGGAUUUGUAGUUACAAGUUCUGAAGUAUUUGAAACUUAAUAACCUUAAAUCACUGCAUAAAUAAAUGGAUAAUUAUAAAACUAUGAAAUAGUAAAAAUUGAAGAAGGACUAGCAAUCUUAAAAAUAUAACAAUAGAAAUCUGAAUUUAAUAUGUCAAAAUAUUAGAUAGGAUAAAGUGCAUAUGUUUUAGGAACAGAUGAAUAAGGUUUGAAAGAAUUCGAAUAAUGUCCUAUAACAGAUAGCAAUUUUACUUUAGAUAUAGGAUUAGUAGGAGAGGAGGCCUUAAAUUAAACAUUUCCAUUUAUUUUAUUGAAUGGGUGUUAUUCUAGUCCAGGAAGUAAAUGAUGAUAUAAAUAUUUAGGUCCUGUUUUAAAUAAAAAUGGAGAAUUAUUGGGGAUAAUAAGUGGGAAGUUCAAAAAUCAGACUUAAGUAGUUCCAUCUGAAUAUUUUAAAGGAUUGGAAAAAGGAAAAUCUGUAGUAAAGCCUUAUUUGGGAUUGACUUUGAAAACUUCUGAUUAAGGAGGUGCUUUUAUCAUAAAAAUAAAUUCGGACAGUCCUGCAGAGAAGGCAGGUUUAAAAUUAGGAGAAAUAAUUAAAUCUGUAGAUGGAAUUAAAAUCUAACAUGGAAAAGAUGUUACAAAAUUAUUAGGUGUUACUGAAAAUGUCGAUAGUCACACAAUGGUUGUUUUAAGAAAUGGAAAGGAGAGAACUGUAUAUGUAAAUUUGAAAUGAGC
This is a messenger RNA of Paramecium sonneborni, 929 nucleotides long. Lineage: Eukaryota; Ciliophora; Oligohymenophorea; Peniculida; Parameciidae. The record is from the annotation of a GenBank genome assembly.